CCCGCCCCGUAUUUCUCUAGACUCGCGAAGAGCCGGUUACCCACGCAGUGGUUCUAGUGCUGGGACCCAGACACCGGAAUCCCUCCAAGAAAACAAUCAGGAGAAACGGUGGCUUUGGUUGGGUGUGGCGGGCCCCAGGAGGGUGAGGGACUCUUUGACGCGGCGGAGGAAUCGGGAGGCUAGUGAUAGCCGCCAUCUUUGGUUCAGUGCGGCGCCAGCAGCAGCGGCAGAGGCUGGUGUGGUGAAGGAGGAGGAGGAGCCGAGCGGGCGCUGGUACCAAGGCCUGACCAUGGACGAGGAAUACGAUGUGAUUGUGCUGGGGACAGGUCUCACCGAAUGCAUCCUGUCUGGCAUUAUGUCUGUGAAUGGAAAGAAGGUGCUGCACAUGGACCGAAACCCUUACUAUGGGGGUGAGAGCUCUUCCAUCACACCCCUGGAGGAGCUAUAUAAGCGCUUUCAGUUGCUGGAAGGGCCCCCUGAAUCAAUGGGCCGGGGCCGAGACUGGAAUGUUGACUUGAUCCCCAAAUUCCUCAUGGCCAAUGGUCAGCUGGUAAAGAUGCUACUGUAUACGGAAGUAACUCGUUACCUGGACUUCAAGGUGGUAGAAGGCAGCUUUGUGUACAAGGGGGGCAAGAUCUACAAAGUGCCAUCCACUGAGACUGAGGCCUUGGCUUCUAAUCUGAUGGGCAUGUUUGAAAAACGACGCUUCCGAAAAUUCUUGGUGUUUGUGGCAAACUUUGAUGAGAAUGACCCCAAAACCUUUGAGGGUGUGGACCCCCAGACCACCAGCAUGCGUGAUGUCUACCGGAAGUUUGACCUGGGCCAAGAUGUCAUUGAUUUCACUGGCCACGCCUUGGCGCUCUACCGCACUGAUGACUACCUGGAUCAGCCUUGUCUUGAGACUAUUAACCGCAUCAAGUUGUACAGUGAGUCCCUGGCCCGGUAUGGCAAGAGCCCAUAUUUGUACCCACUCUAUGGCCUGGGUGAGCUGCCCCAGGGCUUUGCAAGAUUAAGUGCGAUCUAUGGGGGAACAUACAUGCUGAACAAACCUGUAGAUGACAUCAUCAUGGAGAAUGGCAAGGUGGUGGGUGUGAAAUCUGAGGGAGAGGUGGCCCGCUGCAAGCAGCUAAUCUGUGACCCCAGCUACAUCCCAGACCGUGUACGAAAGGCUGGCCAAGUUAUUCGCAUCAUCUGUAUCCUCAGCCACCCCAUCAAGAACACCAAUGAUGCCAAUUCUUGCCAAAUUAUCAUCCCUCAAAACCAGGUCAACAGAAAAUCAGACAUCUAUGUGUGCAUGAUAUCCUACGCACACAACGUGGCCGCACAGGGGAAAUACAUCGCCAUUGCCAGCACCACCGUGGAGACUGCAGAACCGGAAAAGGAGGUUGAGCCUGCUUUGGAGCUGUUGGAACCCAUUGACCAGAAGUUUGUGGCAAUCAGUGAUUUAUAUGAGCCCAUUGAUGAUGGUUCUGAGAGUCAGGUGUUCUGUUCCUGCUCCUAUGAUGCCACCACACACUUUGAGACCACCUGCAAUGACAUCAAAGAUAUCUACAAACGCAUGGCUGGUUCAGCCUUCGAUUUUGAGAACAUGAAGCGCAAACAGAAUGAUGUCUUUGGAGAGGCUGAUCAGUGAUUGCUGACUCCCCUCCUCCAGCUCUGCUCCCCUCUUCCCAACUGUGUGUCCUUCUCUAGGGCAGGGGAGAUGGUAUGGCUGGGUAUCCCUGUUUCUAGCAUCUCCUGCUUCCCCCGCCACAUUCCAGUCACCCACCUCAUUGAUUUGAUUCACUGACCAAAUCCUUAACCUUAGUGAUGGUUUGGGAGAUGGGAGUUGGAUAGUAUCCUCUUUCUUGGCCUGCCCUUGUGCUAGGAAAAGAGGAUCUCUGUCUCUGGCAUUCAUUCAGUCUGUCUGUCUGU
This is a messenger RNA of Acomys russatus (golden spiny mouse), 1914 nucleotides long. RefSeq names its product GDP dissociation inhibitor 1 (gene Gdi1). The transcript is spliced from 11 exons. Gene Ontology annotation, molecular function: Rab GDP-dissociation inhibitor activity. Gene Ontology annotation, biological process: protein transport; vesicle-mediated transport; small GTPase-mediated signal transduction. The record is from RefSeq and is a predicted model, not a curated record. The coding region runs from base 290 to 1633 and encodes 447 amino acids. Lineage: Eukaryota; Metazoa; Chordata; Mammalia; Rodentia; Muridae. Gene Ontology annotation, cellular component: cytoplasm.